UAUCAAAGACGGGAAGUGAGAACAGAUCGCACCGGUGCGAGUUAGAUUUAUUGUUCAAGAGCAUUUACUAUUGCACACCUUAUCAAAUUAGCGUGAGACCACUGGACAAAGUCAUCGAAACAGUUGGAUAGAAUCUCUCAAACAAUACUCACUUCGUUGGUCUCCGAUUGUCCAAUCAUGUCAUUCGCUCUUGGGGUGUAAAGUUUUGUGAUGAAAGUCACCUGGCCAAGUGAAUAGAACAAAUUAGAACUCGGUGGAUAACUUGACUUUGUAACACUGACUUUAGCGAUCCUUCGGUUUUCGGGUGAACCACCGCGCGGUCAGUUCAGGGGUUGAGGCAAACGAAUGUCUGUAGACUUUACAUGUAUCACACCAAAUCACAUUUCUUUUCACCAACACGAGGAAAUGGAAUCGCUUCUUGCGGCAACCACCAAACAUAUGUCUCCCAGGCAUCUUGCGAUGUUUGAGAUGUCACGAAGAGAGAUGCUUGAGAAAUAUAUUCAUCAAAAUGGACAAGACGAGAAUGAAUACCAGGAGAAAGUAAGAAGGAUGAGUGUAGAUACCACCAGUGAUCAGGAAGAAGAAAGAGGGAAGGAUGAGAGGACUGGAACUGCAGAGGACGAAGAGAUAGAGAGAAGGAGAGUGAUGGAAGAACAGAGGAGAAUCAUUGAGGAACAGAGGAGGAUAGUGGAAGAACAACGAAGGAGGAUGGUUGAAGAACAGCGAAGACAGCUGAUGGAAGAAGAAGAUGAGGAAAGAAGGUUGAUCGUUGAAGAACAGAGGAGACGGAUGAUGAGGGAAGAGCAAGAUGAAGAGGUUGGUGAGGAGGAGGAGGAGGUAAGGGAGGGCGAAGAUGACGGACCAUCAGAGGAUGAGAUGAGGGCUGAUGAUCCGAUUGGUAGACGUGAUACCAGCCACGCCCAUAUCGAUCUGAACAUGAUGCGAGCCAACACUCAUCUCAAGGAGAUGAUUGAUAAGAACCGUCGAUAUGUUUCUACCCGCCUGGAGGACACCAACACCCAUUCUCCACCCCUCACCAAUGGUAGUAUCCAUAGCAACGAACACGAUCCGUACCUGUCUCAUCGGGCUGCUCAUGGUGGAAGUCCUGAUCUACCACACUCCUACAUGAAAGCUUCUCACCCUCUUAUAAAGAAAGAAGAUGGUCUGAGUAAAAUGGAGAUGGAUGUUGGAUUGAAAGACGAGAUGAAGAUGACGUCUAAUCUUGAGGAUAGAGAUGGAGAGAAACCUCAGACAGAAUGGUCUUUUGAAGAGCAGUUCAAACAGCUUUAUGAACUCUCGAGUGAUUCCAAGAGAAAAGAAUUCUUAGAUGAUCUCUUCAGUUUCAUGCAGAAAAGAGGUACACCAGUGAACAGAAUUCCCAUCAUGGCAAAACAAGUCUUGGAUCUGUAUGAACUUUACAAUCUAGUGGUCGCAAAGGGAGGUUUGGUUGAAGUCAUUAACAAGAAACAAUGGAGAGAAAUCACCAAGGGUCUGAAUCUACCCGCAUCCAUUACCAGUGCAGCGUUCACACUCAGAACACAGUAUAUGAAGUAUCUCUACCCAUAUGAGUGUGAGAAGAAGAGUUUGAGUUCACCAUCUGAGCUCCAAUCAGCCAUCGAUGGGAACAGACGGGAGGGGCGUCGACCAUCCUACCACAGCCCUCACAUGCACCCCCGUGGCCCCUCCCUAGCAUACCAUCAUGGGUUAGAUCUACACACCCCUUCUGGUUCCCCUCCACCCACGAUGAUACCACACCCAUCACGCAUCCCUACUCUGCCUACGAGAUUAUCACCAUCUACAUCACCAAUCGAGGAUGAUCAUCCAGUACCCCUAGGCCUCCCACGACAAGGCUCUCUCAGUCACGCUGCGAUGCUCGCUGAGCUAGCAGAAAGGGGAUCGAUACCACCACCUUCUAAACGAUCUUUGCUGGCAGAAGAACAUCAUCAGCGGCUAUUACAGCUUCAGCAGCAACAUCUUCUCAUGCCUUCAGCUCAUCUUAAAGUGAGCAGUGCAAGAGCACAUCCAGAUUCUGGCAUGCCUCUGUUUGAGAUGAGAGGAGACAAUUCAUUGGUGAUGAGUAUUGAGCUUAAUGGUGUCUUAUACCAAGGAGUGCUUUACCCCAGGGGUGCACCGGGGCACCCCUUGCUUGGUGUACCAGUACCCCGCUCCAGUGCGUCUCCUAAGUAAAACGGAGCCCCUCAACAAUAUGGACUGCUGUCAAAAGGACUUUAUGUUUGUCUGUAUGGACAGACGUGUGUAUUGAACUCUCAUUUUCUGAGGAAUCAUCAUUUAAUCGAGAACCAAGAUUGUCCUCCAAGAUGAACUGCACAGGAUUGAAAACCUGAUUAGAUAGCAGUCUUCUGAGCCAGAUGGACUGAUCUGAUAUGGAUCGGAUCUGAGUGGACAAAGCACCGAGCUAAAAGGUCGCUAGCAAUGCAUUGGUGCACUUAAAAGAUUCUGAAACAGUUCAUAUUUCUUGAUGUGUACAUUCCAUGAUGUUAUAGAAUUGUAUGGAACACUGUAUAAAUUCAUGACAUUUUCGACUUUUAGAAGUGAGAACAAAAAAUUGUUGUCAUACAGUGGGGGAUAACAAUACCAGCUCAACAUUACUGCCUGUAACUAUGUUAAAGUUCUUCGCGGAUUUUAGAAAAUGCUAUUUCACUUUUAAAAAUGACCUGGGUUAGUAGAUAAUCUAGUUCAGUAGACGAUAUUGGCUAUUUUAUGUAUUUUGGGGAUAUGAAAACCUAUAUAGUUUUAGAAUUUGGUUUUUGACAUGUAUAUUGCAUUUGACAAUCUAUUUCGUUAUAAAUCAGGGUUAUGAUUACAUGUAUUUGUGAUUGAAUUGUUUAUUUGAAUUGAACCGGUCGAAUAGAAUAUGCUAUCUAAUGUUAUAUUCUUAGCAUGCUAUGAGUGAUGAGAGAAACUUGAUUGCAGUUUUCAAAUGAUAAAUUGCAAUCGGUAGAUCACUGUUGUAGAUCAAUUCAUAUUUCUGUUGAAAGGAGCAGACCAGCAAUCACAUGAAAACCUUUAAUUGAUCGAAAGACUUAAGAUUUGACUUCAAAUUGAUUAGAAUCACUAAAUAACCAUCUCCUUUUUUCUGCAAAAUAGUGAUCAUAAAAAUAAUAAAAUUAUUUUUUUUUACUUUCUAAUAUUUAAAGGAAAUAGUUUUUUUUCAUUUCAUAAUCCACACUAUAAUAUUCUGCAAAUAGCGUAUCAAUUUGGUUUGAUUGACGUGUAGUUUGCUUGGUUUUGCUAUGGUCCCUUCAUCAGAAAACAUUGGCUGCGUAACACAAAGGUUUGCGAUGGAUUGCAAAUAUAAAAGAAGCGCACUGAUUGGUCCCUGGUCAGUAUUUUAAACCAAAUGCGCGUGUAACGUUGAUAAUGAUUGGUCAGUUCAUUUAGCGAUUGAUCGCUAAUCUUUGUGUUACGGAGCCCAGGACUUUGAUUGUGAGACCUAACACACUUUACCUUUAUGCUUUGGGACAUGUAUGUUGAGUUAUUUUGUGCAAUAAAUGUUCCAUUUCAUAAGCAUUCAUUUGGAGUUUACAAUAAGCAGCCUGAGAAAAGACAAUCAUGAAUUAUUAAAGCAUAUUGAAAAAAUAAAACAUUUUGUAUUAUAUUAUAGAAAGGAGAGUGAUCUUCAUGUGUCAAAUUUUGUUCGUUCUUCUCAUGACAAAAUAAUCAGAGAAUACAAAUGUCAUUAUACUUCUAACGUCUUACAAUACGGUGUUAUGUUGCAAUCUUAUCGUGUCUUAACGGGGAUUACAGACUGGAUAAUGUUAUUCUAAUGUAUAUUUUUUUAUAACUCUUUCUUCUUUACUGGAAAAAAUGCGUAGUAGAAUUAUUGUAAUAUUGAUCAUUCUUGGCAAUAAUUCUACAUCGUUUGCUGCUUUAUCAUGUUUACAGUAUUAUCACAGAGAAAAUGUGCAAAAAUAUGUUUAACAGCAAAGCAUUCUGCUAAUAUGAGAACAUAUAUCUUUACUAUUUAUUAAAACAUGAAUUUAUAUAAACUGGUUUUAUAAUUUAGCCAUAUAGGAAAGCCUGACAUAUAUUAUGAAACGUGCUCACCUACAGGACAGGAGUUGAUAUAUGGCGGUAAAGUAAAUUGCAAAGUCGGGGUCAAAAGAAGAACAUAUAUUUAUAGUAAAAAACAAUGAGAUCCCUUUGUUUUCAUCUUCUCAAAAUUUUGAACAUUCAUGGUUUUCAUUUCAUGUAGCAUUUACCUCUGAGUGUAUUCCUGUUAGAGAUAGGCCUAUUAUAGAUAAAACAAUUGGAAAUUCAGAUGUGAAAUAUGUACACAUACAACUGAAAUUUCGUGUUUGUAUGUGUCAUUAUGAUAGAAAUUUCAUGUUAAUGCUUUGUUGAACUUUAACAUGUCUAAUGUCUGUUAAGUAUGUGAUCAAACUUAUUAUUCUAUUUCUUUAGGAAAACUUAUAGACUGAAUUAACCUACUAUUUAUAUUAUCACACAGCAAUACAUGGUUUAGUUUAUUAUUUUUUUAUCUGCAAUUUUUUUAGAACAUUUCCACCUCUAAAUUCAGGCCCUAAAUAAAAUAUUUCUAAUAUCAAUAUCAGGACACUGCCUCUCUGUUAUGUUCUAAAAUGAUAACAUUAGUAAUUUUAACGAACAUUAUACUUGCACCCUUUGCUAUUCAAUAAUCCUUCCAAUAAAUAUCUUAUUCAAUGAAUAUGGUGCUCAUCUUGAUAAUUUUCUGCAUGUCAUAUUAGUGUUAGAAUCGUGAUAGCGUUCCAUAAGAUUUGUAAAUAUUAAUGUUUGUAUUUAUAUCUUAUGUAAUGUUAAAUGUACAGUUAUAUGUAUAAGUAACUACGAAUCUUGUAGAAAUAUAAACUUCAUAACAAUCAACCAUGCUCUUGAAAAUGAUGUCAAAAUAAUUACAUUACUCUACUAUUUCUACUAUGGGUAGUAUAGAUUUUUAAUCCAUUUAACAGUGAUUGCAUAAUCAUCAUUUUGAAGAUAUAGUUAAGCUCUGUGAAUAAGUAUUUGUGCGUAUAAUCUAAUUUUAAUGUUCAUAGAAAAUAAAGGACAUAAUACAAGAAUAUAUAAGUAACUUCACAUUUAUUUGUUCUUUAUACUUAAAUACAACUACCAUGAAAUAUAACAACAUGCAAGUUUCAUUCUUGAGUUAUCUAUAAACAUUAACACAUGAAAUAUCUCAAUGAAACUGAUUGUAGAAAAUUGUACAAUAGGUUUAAUUUAUCAUGAUAAAAUCUAAACGUUUCUUAAAGUAUUCAACCAUGUAUUCAUGAAACAUUUUCUUUAUCACGUGCCAAUUCGUUCUCUGCAAUGGGACGAUCAUAGGUUAUGUUAUUUUGUAGAUACUAAAAUAGAUUUAAAUCUGAAAAAACAUUGCACAAAUCGUUAACUAUGUACAUGCUUAUCGCAGUGUUUAUUGUCUGAACUCUCUUUUUUGUGCCUUUUGUUUGUCUUUCAUUGCUUUAAUGCAAACAGGUGCAAUUUUUAAUAAACGUUUGUGUGCUGGGUUCAUAAUUAUAUAUUUGUUAUUGAGUCGUUUACCUAUUUAAAUAUAGAAGAGGAGAAGCAAUCAACUUAGUUAAAAAGGCUUGUUAGAAGAAUACUUUCAAAAUUGAUGAUUUUUUGGGGGGUUAACUUAGUUUUAAGUUUGUGAGAAUAUUUACGGUAUUAUGUACAUGCAGUACCCUGUUUGUAAACAUGUAAAUAAAUCACCAUGGUGAAAGCUUAAUAUCACAUCUUAAAAAUGUUGUCUUAUUUCAGUUUUCUCUUUAAAAAAUAUGUAUUUCUGAUA
Lytechinus variegatus (green sea urchin) is the source of this 5785-nucleotide messenger RNA. Its product is annotated as protein dead ringer homolog. Gene Ontology annotation, molecular function: DNA binding. The transcript is spliced from 7 exons. Lineage: Eukaryota; Metazoa; Echinodermata; Echinoidea; Temnopleuroida; Toxopneustidae. Gene Ontology annotation, cellular component: nucleus. Gene Ontology annotation, biological process: regulation of transcription by RNA polymerase II. The record is from RefSeq and is a predicted model, not a curated record. The coding region runs from base 346 to 2187 and encodes 613 amino acids.